Messenger RNA from Toxorhynchites rutilus septentrionalis, 925 nucleotides. It is a transcript of the gene Pfdn5, whose product is annotated as probable prefoldin subunit 5. Gene Ontology annotation, cellular component: prefoldin complex; cytoplasm. The transcript has 4 exons. NCBI's taxonomy places the organism in Eukaryota, Metazoa, Arthropoda, Insecta, Diptera, Culicidae. Gene Ontology annotation, biological process: protein folding; regulation of DNA-templated transcription. Bases 209 to 700 code for a protein of 163 amino acids. The record is from RefSeq and is a predicted model, not a curated record.
UCUGUCAUUUUACAAGAUCUGUCAUUUCUUCUCGCAAAAGGAAAAAUUUACACUCGCUUCUGCUAUUUUUGCAGCUGUUCAGUGCAAAGCAAGCAGGCUUCCCAGUUUUCCCUUAUCCGGCAAUUUGCCCGUUCCUGAUUGGCACAACUAUCGAACUUGUUACUCCCCCCAUUAGUUUCCUGUGAACAGACCGACGGCCGCCGACAGAAUGUCCGCAAUUUCCGCUAGCGAAAAGCCGCAGAUGCAGCAGAUCGAUCUCAACACACUUAACCUGCAGCAACUGACACAAUUGAAGAAUCAGCUCGAUCAGGAAUUGACGAUGUUUCAAGAAUCCCUGCAGACAUUGAAGAUGGCCCGUGUCAAAUAUUCCGGCUCUAAGGAGGCGCUGGAGCAGUUCAAACCCGACUGGAAUGAGAAGCAGAUUCUAGUGCCACUGACGGGGAGCAUGUAUGUCCCAGGGACGAUAAAAGAUGCGGAAAACGUGAUUAUCGAUAUUGGAACUGGUUACUAUGUGGAGAAUGAUUUGGAGAGCGCAAAAAGUUUCUUUAAACGUCGGGUGGACUUCGUCCAAGAGCAAAUGGAAAAGAUUGAAGUGUUGGGCAUGGAGAAGUCCAAAAUCAGGGAUGCAAUUCGGGAGGUUAUGGAAAUUAAGCUUCUUCAGUUCGAGAAAGAAUUGCAGAAAAAACGGGAAGGAGCCUAGAAGAAAUAGAUGCUUAUAUUUUAUCUGUAACUUACUUCGUCCAAACCAAAAUAAUUUCAACUGUUUCUAUUGAAAGCAAACUACAGUGGUCACAGUACCCUUUCUGGAAUCUGAUUUAGCAAAGUUUAAGUUUGCUUUUUCGUCAAAUUAACUUUCACACUAUGUUCUUUUUCGACUAGAAUAUGCAUUUAACAACAAAACCAAUAAAGGAGACAAUUCGGAUAA